GGCGGGGGGCUCGCGGGGGCGGGGGCGGCACGCGCUCCCCGGCCCCUCGGACCCCGUGCAAGUACAACUCGGAGAGCAAGCUUCUACCCAUUGUUCUGAGGUCUGCUUUCUGGGGCCAGUCCUUCCUCCAUGGUAGCCAUUCAGAUAGGUGAAGACAGCUGUUAUAUCCUUCCAGCACUUCUCCAAGCUAAACAUCCUCAAGAUCCUUCACCCUCCUGGUGUGCCUCCUCUGAAUACUUGCCAGUUCAUCAAUUCUCUUCUUAAAAUAGGGUACUUCAAAAUUGAACACAGUACCCAGGCAUGGUCUGACUAGGACUAGGUCCUCAGGAUGCCUGGCCUUGCUGCCAGAAACCUCUCUUUGGAGGGAAGGCGGCAGCUAGCUGUGGACCUGACCCGUGUUCUUCCCCUCUAUGGAUUCAUCCUGGAUGCCUACAUCAUUGAGUUUUUUACAGACUCCUUGUGGGAGAAGCUCCCCAGCUCAUGGCAAGAAGUCCUAGAUGGGCUGACCCCACCCCAAAUUGCUACCAUGCUACUUGAGAUGCCUAGUGCUGGAGAAGAGAUCAGGUACAGAUCAGUGUGGCCACUGACCCUUCUGGCCCUGAAGACUACUGCCCGUGCCUUGGCCUUUACUCGGACACCUGAGUCCCUGGGCCCAUCUGAGUUCCAGGAGAACCCCAGCCAGAGCUCCCGGCUGGCAGCCCAAUUUCGGAAACAUGUCAAGCCCAAGAAACAGCAUGAGAUAAGGCGACUAGGAGAGCUGGUGAAGAAACUGAGUGAUCUUACAGGCUGCAACCAGGUGGUUGAUGUGGGCUCUGGCCAGGGUCAUCUCACCCGAUUCCUGGCCUUGGGGCUGGGGCUCUCUGUGACUGGCAUUGAAAAGGAUAGGAGACUGGUGGAAAGAGCCCGGCAUCUGGACCAGGAACUCCUUAGUAUCCUGAAGAAGGAGGAACGGAGGAAACCACAGAUCAUCUCAGCUGUCCCUCACCAGCCCCCAAAUCAUGUCGUUAGCUGGGUAGACCCAACUGCCUUGGCUCAGGAGCUUCUGUCUCCCCUGAAGUCAGAGGCAGCUCAGACCCCUGCUCGACGCCUGCUCCUGACUGGCCUCCAUGCCUGUGGGGACCUAAGUGUGACUCUAUUGCAGCACUUUGCCUGCUGCCCCGAGGCAGUGGCCUUGGCAUCUGUGGGCUGCUGCUACAUGAAGCUGACCACCCCUGGGGGCUACCCCCUAAGCCACUGGGUUAGUGGGCUCCAGGACCACAGGCUGCCCUACAAGUUCCGAGAGGGUGCCUGCCACGCUCUGGAAGAGUACGCAGAACGGCUUCGGGGAGCAGGCCCCGGCCUCCGCACCCACUGCUACCGAGCAGCCCUAGAGACAGUGAUCCGGGCUGCCCAGCCAGGGCUCUGCAGACCUGGGGUGCAAAGCAUCCCAAGGGCCCAUGAGCUGCCCUUGGAAGAGUACAUACAGCUAGGGCUACAGCGGGUGGGACUGGACCCUGGGCUGCCCCUGGACCUGGCCUCCCUGCAUGCCUGCAUGACACAGGAACAUCGGGUGGUGGCAUUCUUCAGCCUGGCACUGCUGUUAGCACCACUGGUGGAGACACUGAUCCUGCUGGAUCGGCUGCUUUUCCUACAGGAGCAAGGCUGCCAUGCAGAACUUCUCCCUGUCUUCAGGCCUGAACUAUCUCCUCGAAAUUUGGUAUUGGUGGCCACUAAGACCCCAUUGGGCCCAGCACUUUCUGACCUGGAAGUAGAGGAAAGCUGACAGUGUUAUAGGAAUGGAGGCCUCAAGACCCUUUAAAACUCCCAAGUUCCCGAAGACAUACAUGAGACCACAACAGAAAUGAGUGCCCUAGAGCUAAUCAUCUCUCACUUAGGGAAAACACAUCUUUUUAUCUUUGGCCUAUCCCUGACCAUACUCUUCUUGGACCUCAGACUUUUUUCCGCCUGUUAUGUAAAAAAAUGGCCUUCUAAAAAUCCAUUUUUAAAAAAUUGAA
Phascolarctos cinereus (koala) is the source of this 1994-nucleotide messenger RNA. It is a transcript of the gene METTL25B, whose product is annotated as methyltransferase like 25B. The record is from RefSeq and is a predicted model, not a curated record. Gene Ontology annotation, biological process: rRNA modification. Lineage: Eukaryota; Metazoa; Chordata; Mammalia; Diprotodontia; Phascolarctidae. Gene Ontology annotation, molecular function: rRNA (adenine-N6,N6-)-dimethyltransferase activity.